AUGGCAUCCCUGCGGCCUGUCCAGACCUUGCCCUUGAUCCUGAUUCUGCUGGCUAUACUGGCCCCGGGGGCUGCAGAGUUCAACAUCUCAAGCCUCUCUGGUCUGCUGUCCCCAGCGCUAACGGAGAGCCUGCUAGUUGCUUUGCCCCCCUGUCACCUCACAGGAGGCAACGCCACACUGACUGUCCGAAGAGCCAAUGACAGCAAAGUGGAGAAGUCCAGUUUUAUAGUGCCUCCAUGCCGAGGGCGCAGGGAGCUGGUGAGCGUGGUGGACAGUGGGAAUGGCUUCACAGUCACACGGCUCCGUGCAUACCAGGUGACAAACCUCCUCCCAGGAACCAAAUACUAUAUUUCCUACCGAGUAGAGAAGGGGACAUCUACCGAGUCCAGCAGAGAGAUCCCAAUGUCCACGCUUCCUCGUAAGAAUAUGGAGUCCAUUGGUCUGGGAAUGGCCCGAACAGGGGGCAUGGUGGUCAUCACAGUGCUGCUGUCUGUGGCCAUGUUCCUGCUGGUAGUGGGUUUCAUCAUUGCCCUGGCUCUGGGCGCUCGAAAGUAA
Urocitellus parryii (Arctic ground squirrel) is the source of this 555-nucleotide messenger RNA. It is a transcript of the gene Upk2, whose product is annotated as uroplakin 2. Lineage: Eukaryota; Metazoa; Chordata; Mammalia; Rodentia; Sciuridae. The record is from RefSeq and is a predicted model, not a curated record. Gene Ontology annotation, cellular component: apical plasma membrane. Gene Ontology annotation, biological process: epithelial cell differentiation.